CCGCGGCUUCCGGGACGGCUCUUCCCGCCAUGGUGCUGUGCAUGUUGCGCAUGUGGCAGCGGGGCUCCGUCUCUGCCGCGCGGCUCGGAACGCACCACUGGCCUUUCGGCUCGGCGGGUCUGUCUCUCAGGCGCUACAGCACCGAGGCGGCGCCGCAGAUACCGGGCAUGGAGUACCAGGAUGCCAUUUGCACUUUGAACACACUACAAACCAAUGCCAGUUCUCUGGAGCAGGUCCGAAGAGAGCGGAGCAACCCUCAGCUGCAGCUGCAGGCCAUGAGGGGCUUCCUGGAACGCUCCGGCCUCACAGUGGAAGAACUGGACCAUCUCAAUAUCAUUCAUGUGACGGGAACAAAGGGCAAGGGGUCAACAUGUGCGUUCACGGAGCACAUUUUAAGACGUCACGGCUUCCGCACAGGAUUCUACAGUUCCCCACAUUUGGUACAAGUCAGAGAGCGGAUCCGGAUCAACGGGCAGCCCAUUGGAAAAGAGCUCUUCACCAAAUACUUCUGGCAGGUUUAUGGACGACUGGACGAAACAAAGGACGCCCACGGAGGAACAAUGCCGGCAUACUUCCGUUUCCUCACCAUCUUGGCCUUCCACGUGUUUCUUCAGGAGAAGGUGGAUUUGGCUGUGAUUGAAGUUGGGAUUGGUGGUGCAUACGACUGCACCAACAUUAUACGGAGGCCGUGGGUGUGUGGCAUCUCCUCUCUGGGUAUCGACCACACUCAGAUUCUUGGAGACACCAUUGAAAAGAUCGCCUGGCAGAAAGGAGGCAUUUUCAAGCUGGGCGUUCCUGCCUUCACGGUCAAGCAGCCGGAAGACGCGAUGGUGACGCUGAGUAGUCGGGCCAGUGAGAUGAGGUGUCCCCUGUGGGUGUGUCCAGAGCUGGAGGAAUACCAGGCGCACUGUGGACCUCUGCAUCUGGGCCUGGCAGGACGGCACCAGCGCUCCAACGCCUCCCUCGCCCUGCAGCUCAGUCACACGUGGCUGCAGAGAAGAUGUCUACCAGAUCGGAGCCCCCCCUCAGGCAGUGUAGAGAGCGCGGCGCCACGGCAGGCGCCUCCCUUCAAGCCCAGCCCCAUCAUGAUAAAAGGGCUGGCAGACACCGAGUGGCCGGGAAGGAAUCAGACGCUGAAACACGGAGCGGUCACCUACUUCCUGGAUGGAGCGCACACCAUGCGCAGCAUGCAGGCCUGCGUGCACUGGUUCAGAGAGGCCGCAGUCCAGCACGAGAGGAAUGCGAGUGGACCCGUGGUCCGAGUUUUGCUCUUCAACGCUACGGGGGAGAGAGACUCUGCCGCCAUGCUGAAGCUGCUGGUGCCAUGCCAUUUUGAUUUUGCGGUGUUCUGCCCAAACAUCACGGAAGCCAUCGCUUCUUGCAACGCAGACCAGCAGAACUUCAACGUCUCGGUGGAGCACAUGCUGACUCGCUGCCUGGACAACGAGAGAAGCUGGCAUCUCCACAACAGCUCGGGCCACACCAAAGGGGCUCCGCUGCUCAUUGAGAGCAGCCUGGCCCCGGAGAAGAAGGCCGACGCCCUGGUCUUCCCCUGCAUACUCAGCGCCCUCCAGUGGAUCACGCAGGGCAGGGACUCGGUGCUGGCAGACCCGGCCCAUGGGGAAUUACCGGUGAAACCCAGCGUCGCGGCCAGAGCCGCUCCGCUCUGCGCCGCCGCCGAGGUCCACGUGCUCAUCACCGGGAGCCUCCACCUCGUGGGAGGAGCCCUCAAGCAUCUGGACCCGGCGUCCUCCAAGUAAACGGAACGUGUCACUUCAGACGGCGGGGCUGCACGUUUACCUCUCAAAGAGAGAUGAGGUCUUGGGCUGACUGGCUCAUGCACAGUGACUUCAGGUGCUCACCUAAAAUGACGUUCGCCCCCCCCCACCUGGCAUUAUAGCCCAGACCAAGGCAGAUCCAGUCCUCCCGACAGAACCAGCCUCACCCGAAGCCUUACAGAGGCAGCGCCGACGUGUGGAGCUCACCUUCUCCAGUCUUACUUGAAGCCCAACAUGUUUACAUGAAAUGCUAAAGGUACCUUCAUGUAGCGGAGUCUGCUUCACUCAUCCGCAGUGCGCUUCUUUGUCACAAUACCACCUUAAUUGCCCCGACAAUGUCUGAUGGGAACUCUUGUCCGUCACCUUCAGUGUCUUUGUUUUGUAAUGAAAUCCCUUUGCCAUGGUCUCCUCUUGCUUCAUGUAGAAGUGUAUAUAUUCUAACCGUUGGCAUCAGAUGAGUUCAUGUAUCUAAAUUAAAUUCUCUAUUCUAUUUUACAAUGGAAUAAUAUAACCAUUUUAAGUCUAGUUUUGAAAGCUUGAAACUAUACAAUAUUUGGGAUAUGUACUAAUUUAUUUGGGUCCUUCUAUUCUCACAGUGAUUUAUUCAUUGGAAAUCUGAGGUCAUCAGCUGGAAGGGAAGUUUAUUCACAUCCUUUCACCCUGUAACCUCAAUGGAGUUUGAAUUCAGUUCUAUCCAGACACGAUGCUCUUAAAUGAAACUCGUCUCUUGUAAGUUGUGGGGAAAAGGUUUGCUCACUUCUUUAAAUGGAGUCAAUUAAAAAAAUCUGGAUAUGAAAAUUGUCUUUCAAGUACUUUCCCUUGUGAACCAACAGUUUUCUGAUUAAAGACACAAUUCUUGUUCA
This is a messenger RNA of Gasterosteus aculeatus aculeatus (three-spined stickleback), 2641 nucleotides long. It is a transcript of the gene fpgs, whose product is annotated as folylpolyglutamate synthase. Gene Ontology annotation, cellular component: cytosol; mitochondrion; cytoplasm. Lineage: Eukaryota; Metazoa; Chordata; Actinopteri; Perciformes; Gasterosteidae. Gene Ontology annotation, biological process: tetrahydrofolylpolyglutamate biosynthetic process. Gene Ontology annotation, molecular function: tetrahydrofolylpolyglutamate synthase activity; ATP binding. The record is from RefSeq and is a predicted model, not a curated record.